Molecule: messenger RNA, 1780 nt
Organism: Hippopotamus amphibius kiboko
Lineage: Eukaryota; Metazoa; Chordata; Mammalia; Artiodactyla; Hippopotamidae
Gene: SERPIND1
Product: serpin family D member 1
Exons: 4
Coding region: 5-1495 (496 amino acids)
Biological process (GO): negative regulation of endopeptidase activity; blood coagulation
Molecular function (GO): serine-type endopeptidase inhibitor activity
Source: RefSeq, a predicted model, not a curated record
CAGCAUGCGGUGCCCGCUGCACCAGCUCGUGGCGGCCCUCCUCCUGGCGUCCACGUGUGGGAGCCUCGGCCCACGGGCUCAGCUUGAUGGCGGAGGGGAAGACCCCGCGUCCGAGGACCCCCAGUGGGGGCAGCUGAGGAGCGGAAACCUGAGCAGGCCCCUCCUGCCCGCCGACUUCCACAAGGAGAACACGGUCACCAGCGAGUGGCUCGCGGACGGGGAGGAGGACGAGGACUACCUGGACCUGGAGAAGCUCUUCGGGGAGGAGGACGACGACAUCGACGUGGUGGACGCGGUCUCGCCCGUGGACCUGGCGGCCAGCGCCGGCAGUGUGCUCCAGCUCUUCCCGGGCAAGACCCGCAUCCAGCGGCUCAGCCUGCUCAAUGCCAAGUUCGCCUUUGACCUCUACCGCACGCUGAAGGCGCAGUCCGGCGCCUCGGACAACGUCUUCCUGGCGCCAGUGGGCGUGUCGGCGGCCAUGGCCAUGCUCUCCCUGGGCCUGCGCGGGGACACGCACGAGCAGGUGCACGCGGCCCUGCACUUCGCCGACUUCGUCAACGCCAGCGCCACGUACGAGCUGGGCACCGUCCACAACCUGUUCCGGAAGCUGACCCACCGCCUCUUCCGGAGGAACUUCGGCUACACGCUGCGGUCCGUCAGCGACCUGUACGUCCAGGAGCAAUUUCCGGUCCUGGACAGCUUCAGAGCCAAGGUCCGACAGUACUACUUCGCCGACGUCCGGGCGGCCAACUUCUCCGAUCCUGCCUUCGUCUCCCAAACCAACCAGCGCAUCUCGCGGCUCACCAAGGGCCUCAUAAGAGACGCGCUGGAGGACGUCGACCCCGCGACCCAGAUGAUGCUCCUGAACUGCAUCUACUUUAAAGGGUCCUGGGCGAACAAAUUCCCAGCGGAAAUGACACACAACCACAACUUCCGGCUGAACGAGCGAGAGGUGGUCAAGGUCCCCAUGAUGCAGACCAAGGGGGCCUUCCUGGCGACCAGCGACCAGGAGCUGGACUGCGCCGUGCUGCAGCUGGAGUACGCGGGGGGCGUCAGCAUGCUGGUGGUGGUCCCGCACAAGCUGUCGGGGAUGCAGACCCUCGAGGCCCAGCUGACGCCACAGGUGGUGGAGAGGUGGCAGAGGAGCAUGACCAACAGGACGCGGGAGGUGCUCCUGCCCAAGUUCAAGCUGGAUAAGGACUACGACCUGGUGGCGGCCCUGCGGUCCCUGGGGGUCACGGCACUGUUCAACAGCAACAGCAACACGACAGGAAUCUCGGACCAGAGGAUCGUCGUCGACCUGUUCAAGCACCAAGGCACCAUCACAGUGGAUGAGGAGGGCACACAGGCCGCGGCCGUGACCACCGUGGGGUUCAUGCCGCUGUCCACCCAGGUCCGCUUCAGCGUCGACCGGCCCUUCCUGUUCCUCAUCUACGAGCACCGCACGGGCUGCCUGCUCUUCCUGGGCCGGGUCGCCAACCCCUCCAGGUCUUAGCGGCGGACACCGGGGCGUCUCGAGUGCUCUGGGGCUUCUGCGAUUCCGUUUCCCUUCCAACAACGACCACAGGGCACUGGCGCUGUGACCCCUGGCUCAAGCCACCUCUCUGGGAGGCGCAUACAAAGAAGAGGGACGCUCGCCGCCAUCGGGCCUGCACAGCCAGAGGCCACCGCAGCGGCAGCGCCCGGCUGUCACCUAGAGGGUGUUGGCUCCGGACAGACCAGCUCCCUCCACCUCUCACAGCAAACCCCUCCCCAGGCCCGGCAGCACCGCCCCCCCUCC